Molecule: messenger RNA, 2484 nt
Organism: Torulaspora globosa
Lineage: Eukaryota; Fungi; Ascomycota; Saccharomycetes; Saccharomycetales; Saccharomycetaceae
Gene: USA1
Product: Usa1p
Exons: 1
Coding region: 1-2484 (827 amino acids)
Source: RefSeq, a predicted model, not a curated record
AUGGAAUGCUUGGCAUUGGCACCUCUGAAGUUUACCGUUUGGUCUUCUGAUUUCAGCUUGAUUCGGACUAACCUGUUCGUCAACGCUCACCCUAAGGCAAAGGUGGCAAGGCUACUGCAGUAUGUGCACUCCCGGCUGUCUGCAGAGUUAAAUGCUAGCGGGGAUGAUGCUAUGUCCAGACUUGCCCACGUAUCCGAGUACUACUUUCACUAUAAGCAUCAAGAGCUGUCAUUGGAUACUUACCUGCAAGAUGUGGAGCCGAUGCAUGGCCAGGGCUUUAUCAGAGUGCGAUUCGAGAGGAAGAAAUCCAAUAGCGGAAGUGCUCAGAACCUUGAUUACGAUCUGGAUUAUGAGUUUGCCACGACAAACCUUCAGUUGAACGUGAAUGUAUUGUCGGUGGAUAAGAUAAUGUCAGUUUACGAGCCUAGGGUCUCAAUGGGGAUGACUAUGGCCAGAUUAGAGAAGCUGGCCGUUCAGCGGCUUCAUGAAUACGAAGUUCAGGAUAAGAAGAAUCUUUGUGGUUUAAAAGAUCGGCAUUCGCCGUCUGACUUGGUGGGAUUUAUCUUCAAGGGUAAGCAGACACCGAUCCAGUUGGAUGCGCCUAAUAGUUUAGAACUUUACAAUGAUAUGACAUUGUCAGAAGUGCUGGGCUAUGAUUUUGCUCCAGAGAAUGGAAGCCAUUUUACCGUUAUGUUCAAAGUACGGCAUAAUCUCGACAGUGUUGAUGGCGAGGACAGCUUGAAGCUUGAGUUUGUCUCAGAUGCCACACUCUCGGCUAACGAGAUGAGAGUAACGCCUGAUACUACUGUGGAGGAAGUGAAGGAGUUCAUCUGUUCCGUUUAUACCCAUUCCCUGAGCUUAUCAACGAAUGAUAUUAAGCUGAUAUACAAAGGGCAGUUAGUUCACGUAGCAGAUUUCGCAGGCAACGCAUCGAAGAUAAUGGAGUACAUCAAUGAACCCGGUAGUGCGAAGAUUCACGUCCAGAUCAAUCAGGAUUUUAAUGAACCGGGUCCGGGCUUUUGGAGCGAAUUGUUUAACAGCCCCGAAGCCUUUGAUUUUAUUCAUCGGAGAAACCAAACCGAGGAAGUCACUUCACAGCCAAUGAUGCACUCAACAUCGGCACGAUCACAGGCAGCUUCCUUGCCAGCUAAUGAAAUGCCCGCCUCAAUACAAAGAACCGAAAACCGCAGAUACCGUUAUGUGACAAGAUCUGGACUAAUUGUACACUCAAGUCACGAGAGCUAUAUCAGAUGCACGGUUGACGGUAAAGAGGUGUACGUUCCAGCUCAGGAGCUGGAUCCCAUCACCUUCAAGCUAGAAGCAGGGGAGCAUUCAAUCAGCGCUUCUUCAGCGGACUGCAUCGUAGAGAAUGGACUAAUUAAGCUGUCGCCGAAUUUGAUAGCGAGACUAGAAUCGCGACUAGGUACGAGCAUCCUCAAAGAUAUAUUCAUAGCACAGGAACUGAACCCUAGUAACGGAGGAAAUAUGGGAAAUUUCUCCACUGAAUCUGGACGAGGUCAACGCGCGUUUAGGAUCGUCUCUUCUCUGCGGAAUGGCUUCCCGAUCGUUCUACUGUUGGUGAGAACCCUGUAUCUGAUCGGAAAUUACUCCAUCAUCCCACUCUUCUUUCUCAUGAGGUUAUCGGAGCUGCUUCCCAGGAAGUACAUCAUAUUGAUUGCAGUACUAUACAUUCUCCGCGCAAUAUGGAGUACCCGUGAAAUCUGGGAUAUGUGGACAAGUUACAUGAACAGUAAUGUUGUGAACGAGACCAACUACCGCGAAAUCAAAGACUAUAUCAGCUCAGGCUCGCUUUCCAGCGAAUUUUACGGCGAUUGCAGAAAUCACCCGGCAGUUAUCGACAUUCUCAUGGCGUCGAACCUGCGCGAGCUGAGGUCUGACCUGUACGACGCUUACAGCAUUCCAAAUGCUGUCGAGCAGGGCAACGGUGCCCUCACGAGCCUCUUCGAAAGAGUGCACGCGCGCGAACUCAACAAGCAACCCAUGGACGCCUUCCUUGUCAACUGCCUGGACCUUUACGAGACCAACAGAGACACCACACCCUCCUCCUACCUGGACUCCUUCAAAGAGCUGCUGCUGCUUGCCCACAGAGACCAGGACCGAACCCGCGCUCUACACGACCUGCCUUGGUACAAGAAGUUCGUCCGCGUCACUUCGAGUCAACUGCGUAGAUUCAGACGCCGUCAGCUGGCUACCAAGAUCUUCGAGCGGAUCGUCCCCGACCCGGCAACGGACAACUUUUUCCUCGCUGUCGUCAAGAACCUGUUACUGUUCGUCUGCAUCCUGUUCCCACAGACCAAGAGCCAUGUGGACAUCGUUCUACAACAGCGCUCCAACCGUCGAGCCCAUCAAGAAACGUCCUUGCGCGAUCUAGAGCCCGCGGUGCAGCCCGAGCCCGAGCCGGUGCCGGACCAGCCUGCUGGAGCGUCAGGCCUCCAAUUGCACCCGGAGCAAGCCCAGGAUUAG